Adineta ricciae is the source of this 228-nucleotide messenger RNA. NCBI's taxonomy places the organism in Eukaryota, Metazoa, Rotifera, Eurotatoria, Adinetida, Adinetidae. The record is from the annotation of a GenBank genome assembly.
AUGUCAAUAUCAAAUAUUCGAACAACGGCACCUAAUGAUCAAUUCACAACGUCACCAAUCUUAACUAAAAAGCCAUUAGCAUUUGUUCAACCAUGUAUUCGGACGAAUGACAAUCAACUCGAAAAAAACAUGUCAUUUACAUCUGAUGAACCAUUUUCAUACGUUAGCCAAACGAGAAGACUUCCAAUGAAUAGCAUCACAAUGUAUAAUCAUGAACAAAGCAAUUGA